Porites lobata is the source of this 2420-nucleotide messenger RNA. NCBI's taxonomy places the organism in Eukaryota, Metazoa, Cnidaria, Anthozoa, Scleractinia, Poritidae. The record is from the annotation of a GenBank genome assembly.
CCUAUACCAAGGCUCUGCGGAAGGCUUUGCAUCAUUUUUUCUCUAAAUUUUUCAAUGCCAUUUGAAACUGCUCAUAAGAGUAAGAUGAAAUAUUUUGUUGGAGCUAUCCUUUUUGCUUACUUUAUCGCAACACUUGCCAACUCUACAGUUAAACCGACGAAGGAAGCUCACUGCAAUGUGAAUAAUAACUACAACAGCUUCUACGCCGGACCAAACUGCAAGAAAAUCGAGCAACAACUGGAGGAAAUACGACAAGAAAUCAGGGCAUUGAGAGAAAAUAAAACUAAUGGGUCUGACAACGGAAAAGGUUUGUAACAACAACUUAAUAUGUACUAGAAAUGAGAAAAGUGGAUCCGUAUUGUCAUCAAUGUCUCUCUAAAAUACCAUCAAAACCGCUUGCAAAAUGUCGCUGAAAUAUUACAAGUAUUCUUAUUUUAUCUCUUAUUUUAUAAGUUCUUCAUAAGACUAUUUUCUCAACAAAUUAUUUAUGUCUACCUUGAAGAAUAACGCCUAUGAAAAAAAACGAAAACACAACAAAAAAAUAAUUAUUCAUUCAGAUGGUCAUUUUGUUUUCAGUUUACAAGAAUUGCGCUGAAGUCUACAAGUCCGGUGACAAGAUCAGUGGAGUGUAUAAAAUCAAUCCUGAUGGUCUGGGCGAAUUUGAAGUGUUCUGUGAUCACAAAACGGCCGGUGGAGGUUGGACGGUGUUUCAGAAGAGGCGAGAUGGCUCCGUUGAUUUCUUCCGCGCUUGGGAUAAUUACAAACGCGGCUUUGGUAAUCUGAACGGUGAGUUCUGGCUCGGUUUGGACGAGAUACAUCGUCUGACUGUAAGCGGUGGUUAUAAACUGCGUAUCGACUUGGAAGACAUUCAUGGAAAAACUGCAUUUGCCGAGUACAGCUCCUUUUCUGUGACAAGCGAGAGAGCGAAAUAUCAACUGAGUUUGGGAAGUUAUUCAGGUUAGUUAACUUCCAUCGACUAAAACAAGAAUCAGUCGGCAAAAAAAUUCUGCAAAACAACAAAAAUAAGAGUUGCAAAUGAAAAAUAUUAUAAGCCAUUUGUAGAUUAUUAUACUCAAUCGCAAUUGAUCGCAACUGUUGUAUAUAACGAUCAAUCGAUAUAUUUCAGUGAAAUAUAUCGAUAUAACGAUCAAUCGAUAUAUUUCAGUGAAAUAUAUCGAUUGAUUUAUAUAUAAACAGCAAUUAACCUUCUUUGCAAUAAUACUGAGAUCACAUCAAAAACGUGUAUAAUUUUAAUAUUAAUUUUUUGUUUCUUUCUUUUCUUUCUUUAUCUUUAUUUUUUUUUUUGCUGUUUCAUAUCCAAUACCAAAAUAUAAUGGCGUUCAUUACAACUGUCUGCCACCGAUCGAUUUUGCUUGGAUUGCGGUGUAAGCUUGGUCCUAUGAACGCUGCUGAGAGACAGUCCAUCAUAGGAGCUCAUGAUCAGUAGUUUCUGCAGACUUCAUCGCGGAGGUUCUGUAAACAGCUAUUACUUAUAUCUCCAAAGCUUCAAAGUCUAAAAAACUAAUUUUCCUUACAAUACAAAUUAAAUGAGGGGAACUCGCAUAAAAAGUCGGCUCACAUAGAGUUGCCAAAAUUUGUCAUCAAAGUCCUUUGAAAACAUUUAUGUAUGCUGCAGAGAAAAUUGAAGUGUGCUAUUAAAAGGACACUGUUUAACGUAAUGUUUUAGAGUCUUACUGGAUUUUCAGCCGCAACGCAAUCUCUACCAGUGAUACCAGUUUUGUGAUUUAGCUUAAGACACAUGACUCUGUAAUGUUCCUUAUUAGUCAAUUUUUAUUUCUAAUUGUUCAGAAGUGUUUCGUCUGAUCUACGAAAAUUAACGUGGAAAUUAUUGUUGCAGGAAGUCAAAUUUACAGGAUGCAAAAACUCUACGAAAAACUAACCGAACACCUAUAUUUCGCAUUUUUUUCUUUUGAUAGGUACCGCUGGUGAUUCCCUUAGUUAUCAUCGUGGUAUGCCAUUUUCCACCAAGGAUCGUGAUAAUGACAAGUACAGCGGAAACUGUGCCUUGAAUUAUAAAGGCGCCUGGUGGUACAACAGUUGUCACUACUCCAAUCUGAAUGGUCUGUACCUCAAUGGUAAAAACGACCCUAAAGGAAUGGACUGGCGCCUUUGGAAAAACACUUAUUACUCAGUCAAGAGGUCUGAGAUGAAGAUACGUCCAAAAGAUUUUUGAGACAUUUCUGGCCCUUUGUGUCAAGUGAAGCUUACGUCUCUGGAGGUCUUAACAUUUUAACAAUAGACAUUUGGCAUUAAAAAAAGUUAAAAUCAAGUCACCUUACUGUUAGAAAACUGCCAUGGAAAAACACUAGUUUCAUGCUUUCUGAGUAACUGUACUUCGAUGUAGUUUGUAAUAACCACACUGUAAAAGAGGCGCUUCAAUAAAACAUGGAUUACCUGAC